CCACGCCCACCUGAGUUUUUUUUUUUUUUACUGGAUGACACCUGAACUGUUUUUUUUCUUGUGACUUAGAAUAACUGGAUGGAAUGUAUGUGAUAAAACAAAAUAACUGUAAAAAGCUGACAAAAAACGCUUCCCGUCCUGGGGUCGAAGGUCGUGUACUGCUCUGCACGGUAGUUCCGGUAGCCACGUGCAGGUGUCGCCCUUCGCACACGUGACUUUUGUUGUUACUCCAGCAGCUUCAUCCACGUGACUAGGUAGCAUGCAUCAUAGGGUUGGCACGUGACGUCACAGCGUGGCACUAGGUUAGUUACGUCACUGCCAAAUCGCAAAGAUCAAAGGUGCCGGGUCGCGCGUGCGUCAUGACGCAGCGCGGUAGGAGGGGGUGAGGAAACAACGAGGGAAUAAACUUUACAAACAUGCAAAUGAGUGCUGACGUAAUGUGACGUAGCUUAUAGACCCCCCCGCAGUGAGGAGCUUUUCGUGAUUAGGUUCGCCAUUAAAAGAGGAAGAGGAGGAAGAAGGUGUUCAUUUCAUCUUCUUUCGAUCUUUCCAGCACGCGCGCCUCCCGCUCCCGCUCCCGCCACCAGCAGCCAGCCAGCACACGCGCCUACGCACGCACGCACGCACGCAGGUAGGACACUUGGGGAACUUUUUCAGAUACAUUUGGACCGAAGUCAGUGAAGUUUGACAAGCGGGCAGACGAGCAGCAGCCGCUAGCCUCCUCCUCCUCCGUCGGGUUGGUUCCGCUGCUGUUGGACUCGACCAGGCCCGUUAAGACGAAGCAAGUGAACGCUCUCAACAAGGAAGGACACAGCCCUCAAGACCCUCCUGCCGGUGUGAAGCUCCUCCCCUUUGAGGAAGUUGUGUCUGAUGACCACCAAUGACGUCCGGCUCAGCGGACACUCAGCCGCAAGACGACACACUGACGACAGCUGAUCACUUCGUCUCACCGCCUGCCUCGUCCCAGGACAUUAUGUCCUCCCCCCCCUGCAUGGUCCAAGUCCUUGAACAAAUUGGUCAGAAAGAAGUGGUGGACAUCCAAAUGUUGGCAGAAGACCAUCUCACGAACAAGUCUGAAGCUUGUACAAAAACUGACCCCCAGCAGAACAGCGAUGAUCUGGACCAUGAAAACAGAGAUCCUGAGGCAUUAGAAGACAAACAUUCGGGUCACCACGACAAGGAAAAGGAAACGGACGUGUCGGAAUUUGAGCACCAGUCUCAUAAGAAAGCCAAAGGCUACAAAUGCAAAUGCUGCCCAUUCUGGUGUAAGAACCUCACUGAUUUUAAAGCGCAUGUGGACUCCAGCCACCCAAACGUGAUCCUCAAUCCACAGUACCACUGUGCCAUCUGUGACUUCCAUGCCAAAAAGUUUGAGAUCCUCUCUGAGCACAACAAGAGCCAUCAUCCCGACGAGAACAACUUCAAAUUCAAGAAGAUUAAGAAGAACAAUAUGACUAUCUUGGAGCAGACAAUCCAAAGCCAGGAGCAUCCAGAAAUACAUGCUGGAAGCGAUGCUUGCCUGUUCCCACCUUGCUUAUCCACCACAGUAAAAUCCCCAGGCUCCGUCGAGGUCCUCCAUGGGGACGGCCACGUCCCCGACCAGAAGGACCAAAUCACAGCCCUCAGCUUCAACGGGACAGUCAUCAUUCCAGAGCCCUGCAUCCUCCGAGACCUGUCCCACGUCACCCCGGUGCUCCAGCGCCCACCGAAUGUAAACUUCCUACCAAAAGUAGCGGUUCCUCUGAACACCACCAAAUAUAAUCCUUCCCUGGACCACAACCUGACCCUGAUCACUUCAUUUAACAAGUUCCCCUACCCGACGCAUGCUGAACUGUCAUGGUUGACGGCUGCCUCCAAGCACCCAGAAGAGCAAAUCAAAGUUUGGUUCACCACCCAGCGGCUCAAGCAGGGAAUCACGUGGUCCCCGGAGGAGGUGGAGGAGGCCAGAAAGAAGAUGUUCAACGGCUCCAUCCCUCCGGCCCAUCACACUUUCACAGCCCUGCCCACUGGUCUUGCCUCUUCACAGUCUACUAAAGCCUCCCAUCAGGCGGCAGUCCACAACACAAUAGAGAAGCACAUCCGUACAGCCACCCCCAAUUCUGACAGUGGUGUUCUCACCAAAAAAGUUCUGUCAGGAGACACGCUUAAACGAUCCUUGAUCUCUCACUCUGGUCCUGAGUCAAAGCGGCCUGUCAUGGUAGUUGCCCCCAGUCCAGGAGACCGCAAAGACAAGGUCCUAAUGUCUCCUCCCCCACCUCCUCCCUUUCUAAAAGACAGCCAUUUGAAUGCUCCACUGGGAGGCGUUCCCUCAGUCACCACGGACAGGAAGAAGGCGUCCACUGUUGUGCCUUUAAUGCCAGUGUCAUCAUCACUAUGUGUCAGGGGGAAGAGUCUCGCCAUGUCAGGAAACACCAAAAACAAACCGGUGGUGUCGCUACCAUCCAUUGUCUUUCCGGAGUCCUUAACGAGGCCGAUGAUUGCUCCGCUGCCCAUCUUUGCCCCCCCAUUUAAAAGUUCAUUACUUAUUCCCAGAUCUUCCAAAGAAAAGCUCAGUGUUUUGCCAGCCGCUGAUGUGAUGUUCCCAAAUUUGCCCCAACUCGUGACCGCUCAGGUAAAGAGGCCUCCCAUCAUCCAGUCUGUGCACACCCCGUCUAAAGCCCUGGUCCACAUUCCAGGAGUCCAAGAACAACAGAGUGCAGAAGUGAAAGGCGCCUUGCUAGGAGGCACGACGCUCAUUCCUGUCAUGGAUGCUAAUGGGAUGUCUGGUGACUUAGCUGAUGUGCCGGAGGACAGCGAGCUUUUGGCUGCGACCAAACCAGAUUCCCAGCAGAAGUCCUCAGUGUUGACUCACUUUCCGCUGCUGGAGAGAAUGAAGGGGAAGACUUCGGAGCAGCUGAAGAUCCUGGAGGACCACUUCCAGAGGAACAGCUUCCUCUCACACAGCGACGUGGAGAAUCUGGCAGUUGCCACCUCUCUGUCCCACCAGGAGAUCGACGGCUGGUUUGCAGAGCGCCAGGCCCUCCGGGAUAACCUAGAACUAGCCUUCCUCAACUCAAUGGGUACAAAGAGGAUGGAAGUGGACAAACAUCUGAUGGUACCUCUUAAUGGGAUUCACAAGCAAAGUUCUGGUGUGGAGGAUCUUAAAAUGCCCACUGUGCUACCACCCUGCUCUGGCCUGAACCCAAAUUCCUGCUCAGUGGCUCCGAACAGCCGAUGUGGGCUGCUCCUCAAAGAUUUGAGUCAAACCGAAGGGAUGAGCCUGCCUGAGGUUCCUCCCAGACAGGCCGGUGUGGACCUUGCACACUGGUUCUGUGAUGGCCACUCAUCACUGCAUGCUGAACUUUUCCUGAACACCGGACUGAAUGGAGGCCAGAGGCCGCUACCAAAAACUGCUCUGUCCGGUUCCUGCGAGAGCUGCAAGGAAGUGGGUGUGGCCAAUAGCUGCAGCAAGAUGCUGGAGGUGGAGCUUGGCUGGCUGAUGGAACAGCGCAACAACAACCUCAGCACUCAGCAGCACAAUGAGCUCCAAGGCCGUCUCAGCGGCAGGUGCGAAUAGGUGCCAUGGAAGCCAUGCACAAGGACAGCUGAUGGACAUCGUGACGAUGGAUCCGGUCAACAUCCUCCGACUUCACCUUGGCAACAGUGACUCUGCCCCCACAUCACACAACCGAGGGACACUUGGGCCAUUAGCAGCUAGCUUGUGCGGCUAACGUGUUUUCCAUCCUAGAAAGUUGUCUCAGGUUUCGUCCCGACUUUGUCCUGAAGCCGCGUCUGGUUUGUCAAGCAGUGAUUGAGGGGCUUCGUGUUGUAGUUGCUAUGGAGACACAGGAAGGACGCCUCAAUGUGUCCUCGUACUGUAAAUACGCCUUUUCUUUUCUUUUGGAACCAUCCAAUCACCUCCUUUUUAUUCUUUAGCCACAACUCUCUCACACACAUGCGCACGCACGCAUGCAUGCACACACACACACAGCACUUGUGUCAAGACUUCCUGGCCCGUCUUCUCAUUGGUCCUGGAACACGCAACUGUCCUCUUCAAUGUAGGACAAAGGACACAAGACCUGAUGAAUGUCACUUUUUGUUUGUGCACACACUACUACUUAUAUGAGAGGUCAGGGGUCAUGUGAGUCAUGUGAUGCGUUGGGAAUGGAGGAGGAAUGUUUUCCUGGAGCUCAAAGCAGAAAAGUUGAAGGUGACUUUGUUCUGCGAGGCUCGCCGUCGCUUUCAUCGCCAAAGUGAUGGACGCAUGCUGUGAGUUGUGAUCACACUUCCUGUCAGGAUGGCGCCGGUUCAGCCGCUUGCGUCUCAGCUUUCAUCAUCCAGCGUUUGAACUUCCUGUCAAAAACAAAACAUCUUGGGAGCCUGCUGGAGACGCACGUCUCCACGGGCCCACGGGACAUGCGCGCGUCUUAUGGACGCUGCGAGACGUCGUCGCCAGCCAGCGCACCCCCGUGGAUGCGUCUGGAAUCUGGGGGCCUGGAAAAGAAGCUCCGCCCACCAGGUGCUGCUCCUCGGGGACUUGCGUGGCGCCGAGGGAACAUAAGGAAAAGAUGAGCGCUUAGUAGGAAGUGACAGACUUUGAAGACGAGUUCAUGCGUGUUAAUGGUGGCGCUAUACAUCAGACGCUGCAACACGUUAACAUACGCUAACCAACAGGUCUUCAGUGGGUGUGGCCUGCUGGGCUAGACCAGGACCUUGUGGACCACGUGUAGCACUGUGAAGAAGUUGCAUUCACAGGAGGAGGAGGUGUGAGGGCGCUGCCAUCUGUUGACACAAUAAGGAAGUGCCCAACAUGGCCUAUAGGAACAAACCAGACGUCUUAUUUCAGCUUUUUAUUCCUGCAAAUGACAAGGUCAAAGUUCAAAGAAUAAAUAGGAAGAGGAAGUGGGUGCACAAAGUUACAAAUUAAAGUGUUGUCCUCAUAUGAAAAGCUGAUGUGUGUGGUGGCCUGUGUCUGUCCAGGAAACAGCGAGGAGGUGAGCACGUGAUGACGUGAAGAAAAGCUGCUUAUGAGCAUCAAGUCCGAUGAAAGAGUCACAUUUACACCUUUCACCUUGGCAAACACGUGAUGGCACUCACUGGACUUCCUUUCACAAUAAAAGUUGACCGGGUCAGCCUGGAAAAAUAACUGGAUACAAGAGGUCUCACUCGGAGAAAUAUUUGCAAUCUUCUCUGUCAUACAAAGUGGCCCAAGAGAAAAAAGCAAUAGAAAAGCUGGGGUCAUUCCCACCAUAAUAAAAGAUAGCUGCGUGCGGAAUGUUUGUCCCGUGACUUCCUGCAGCGCCACGAACAGCCUCACCAGCCGUUUAAGCAAGAACGAGCCUGCUCACGUUUGCUGUAACGUCCCACCAGGAGACAACUCACCUUCAUCGUCCUCCUCUUCUUCCUCCUCCAGGUUGCAGUCAUCGGAUGCCUCCAUUUGUCCUUUCACGUCCAUGUCUCCUUCACUGUCCACACAUUCUAGCGUUUCCUCCUCCUCCUCGCUGAACAUCUCCUUGCCUUCCUGUGCCCGCCGACCCAAUUCACCAAACCACGCCCUCACUUGUUGCGCACUCAUGUCCGACGUGGCUGCCAACGCGUCCACGUCGUCUUCCCUCAGGACGCCAUGCUGGACAUAGUAGUCCCUCAGGAAGGCCUUGCCGCUUUUGGCCUGCAACACACACACACACAUUUAUAUGUGAAGGACAUGCCCCCUAUCCUCCUCCAGGAAAGUCUGAUCACCUCCUGGUGAGCUUGCAUGUAGAAUCCUCCAUUUUAGCAGUCAAGUUCAUUCAUUCAUUCAGCAGAGCAUCAAAGACUACGUUUACAUGCAGUCAAUAUUCAGGUUAAGGUCAAUAUUCCGGCUUCUGAAACAUUCGGAAUAAUCCGUUUACAUGCGUGACGUGAAAAAAACCCUGCACGGACAUUGUUACACAACCAGGUUAUUGCCAAUAUUCCGGGUAUGAUGGGAUUAUUUGGCUGCAUGUAAGCGUACUCAAAAUAUCUUUCCUGCAUUUGACUUGCUGCUAAAUCUACCUGACGCUAAUAUUAAUGUACUUCAAUAAAGUCAACUAAACAAAAAGCUCUCUAUGGAAGAACAGCAGUGACAAGCACCUUCCAGUUUACCCACACCCCCACCUCCUUCAGGAUGAGGAUAGUACUGCAGCACCUUCUGUAUGACGUUUGUGUGCUUUAUUGUGGGAUUACAGGAAUAAUGUCACUUACUUUCAAGAGGCUGUAGAACGACAUGCUGGAUAAGGAAUACUUUAUUUAGAGGUGCACCACAAAUAUCAGGUAAUUUUCAGGCCGAUAUGAGGAAUUAAGACAUCAUACCAAUAAAUUCACUACCGUCGUGCCUCGUUUAGGUUAAUUGAUUCCAGACCUGACCGUGAUGUCAGCUUGACAUAGGAUUUCUCAUUUAUACAUGGAAUAUUUUCAGAGCAUAGAAAUUUUAAAACCUUCUACAUAUGACUUUUAGCAUUAUUAGAGCCCUCUGGACAUAAAAUAACACUCCUGUAGUCACUUUUACACUCCUAUUACUCAACGUAGUGGACAUAAUAGUAGAAAAGAUGUCUUAAACAUGAAUACAUAAGAUUUUGCUGUACAUAAAGUCACACGUUAGCAUUGACAGGAUAACUGGUGGCUAUAGUCUCAUCAAUGCCACCUAGUGGCCAGUGUAGUACAGUACUACUGCUCGCUCCACACUGCUAACCAUGCUAACAGUACAGUACUACAGCACGCUCCACACUGCUAACCAUGCUAACAUGUGCUAACAGUCACACACGUCACUUCCCGGGCCCCGCCUCUUAAAUGCUUACACAACGUCACAGAUAUUGCACAACAUAUCAUUUGGGCCAAGAAUACAUACAAAGUGCUUAUAUUUGCAUAUUUUGGACUAAUAGGCCGUAUUCACCGACAAAACAGUGAUCAAAACAACAGACAAAGGGAUGGCUGGAACAGUACCACCAUUGCUCACGUUUUAAUGGAUAAAAAAAGCUCCAAUGAGGUGAGAUUACCCGUACUGUGCUGUAGGUAAGUUAGCGUCAGCAAAUCAAGUGCUCCUUUUCUGGCCUGUCUUGUAAACAAAGUGGUGUGGAUGGUCAAAUGCUGUGCAAACAUUCUACGAUGGACAAACGGCGCUUAAACACAUCAAACCUCAUCGGCCACCUGAAACGCCAGCAUCACUACGACGCCCGGGGGCUUGUUCCUUUUGCUGCGGCAUUUGAAUAGUGAAAAAAAAGUUUGCCGGAGAUGAUCUCAAGUGCUAAAGCCGUCUGUGAUUUCAUCAUGGAAAUGAUGGCGCUGGACAACCAGCCCCUUACCAUCCUUGAAGAUACCACACUUUGUACUUUAAAGAUGCUAUUUUUGUGCGUUUUGGUAAUAGUGGUGAUGUCAUGAUAUCUGGUCAGGAUACAUCUACAGGUAAUGUGAGAUGGACAGGUGGAUUGGUGAUGCGGACGCUGCAUCGGUCUGUUGUGGUGAAGAGCGAGCUGAGCCCAAAGGCAAAGCUCUCCAUUUAGCGGUGGAUCUAUGUUCCCACCCUAACCUAUGGGCAUAACCUUUGGGUAGUGACCCAAAGAACAAGAUGGCGGGUACAAGUGGCCGAAACGAGUUUUCUCCAAAGGGUGGCUGGGCUCCCUUAGAGAUAAGGUGAGAAGCACUGUCAUCCGGUAGAAACUGGGAGUAGAAGCGCUGCUCCUCCGCAUUGAGAGGAGCCAGAUGAGGUGGCUCGGCCAUCUGGUCAGGACGCCUCCACGGGGAGGUGUUCAGGGCACGGUGUUCUUCUUCUUCUCUUCGUGUUACCCCCAGGUGUGCACAAACUACACUUACGUAAUAGUACAUGUAACAAAUGCUCCGUUAUUGGUAUCGGUUUUGAGAAGCAGGAAGUUAUCAGUAUCAGUACCAGUAUCAGCAUAAAUACAUAAAUAAAAAAUGCGAACAGAAAUCGGCAUCAGUACAGUGCACUUAGUGAAGGCAGUGCACUUAGGCCAGUGCAUUCAGACG
Molecule: messenger RNA, 7980 nt
Organism: Dunckerocampus dactyliophorus (ringed pipefish)
Lineage: Eukaryota; Metazoa; Chordata; Actinopteri; Syngnathiformes; Syngnathidae
Product: zinc fingers and homeoboxes protein 2-like
Exons: 4
Coding region: 881-3556 (891 amino acids)
Biological process (GO): regulation of transcription by RNA polymerase II
Cellular component (GO): nucleus
Molecular function (GO): DNA-binding transcription factor activity, RNA polymerase II-specific; DNA binding
Source: RefSeq, a predicted model, not a curated record